AUGUGUCUGCUCCCCAUUUCCACUCUCUUCUCCCCCCCGCUCGUAUCUUCCUUCCCCGCCCCUCUUCCCCCUCCCUCUCCCUCUCCCUCUCCCCCCACAGCUUCAUCUGAAUCCCUCCAUCUGAAUCCCCUGCAUGCAGUGGUGCAGCUACGGCCGUCUUUAGAUUACUUGGACAGUGCAGCAGACAAGGCGGAGGGGGGUAAGGGCAAGAAGAAGGGGGCAGGGGAGGCGGCGGAGGAGGAGGAGAUGGGGGAUGGGGAGGAUGGGGAGGCGGGGCCUGUGGCUCUGGAGGUGAGCUUGAAGAAGAGGGAAACAGAGGAGCAGGAGGAGAUGCGGCUGCAGUCAUAUGCGCACAUCCAUGCCCUGCGCGAGAAGGAGCCGUGGCAGCAGCUGCAGGCCUUCUCAGCAUCACGCGAGGAGGCAGCAGCAGUCCUUCUUUACCCGCCUCAUCCCUUUCCAUGUCUCCUCCCAUGCCCUGCUUUACACUUGUGCAGCCGUGGCAGCAGCUGCAGGUGUUCUCAGCAUCAAGCGAGGAGGCAGCAGCAGUGCUUUUUUACUCGCCUCACCCCUUUCCAUGUCUCCUCCCAUGCCCUGCUUUACACUUGGGCAGCCGUGCCAGCAGCUGCAGGCGUUCUCAGCAUCAAGCGAGGAGGCAGCAGCAGUGCUUCUUUACUCGCCUCACCCCUUCCCAUGUCUCCACCCAUGCCUCCUCCCAUGCCCUGCUUUACACUUGUGCAGCCGUGGCAGCAGCUGCAGGCCUUCUCAGCAUCGAGCGAGGAGGCAGCAGCAGUGCGGGCGCGCAUGCUGGUGGGGGGAGGCGGGGCAGGAGGGGAGGGGGGCAAGAAGCAGGGGGGGGUAAAAAAGGAGGAGGGUGCGAUGGAGGUGGAUGGAGCAGUGAAGGCCGAGAAGGGGCAACCAGAGGGAGAGAGGGAAAGGGUGGAAGGUGGAGGAGCGGGAGUGGGGCCAGGGGAAGGGGUGGAUAUGGAUGGGGAAGGGGAGGAAGCAGCUGGUGCUGUUGCUGAUGUGCCUUUCACCCUCCCUCAGUAUGUUCCCUUCCCUUCCCUUCCCUUCCCUUCCCUUCCCUUCCCUUCCCUUCCCAGUUGCUCCCAAUUCCCCCCAGAGCCCGCACCCGCUCACUCUCUCCCCCUCCUUGCCCCCUUGCGAUUGCCACUGCUGCUUUCAUCCUGUCACUUCACUGCUUGGCGCCUGCUUCUUACACUCCUCCCCGCACACCUCCCACUUCCCCCCUGCCCCCACCCCGCUGCCUCUACUUCCUCCUUGCACCGCCCCCACCCCCCCCCCCAACGCACACCACUUCCCCCCAGUGUGUGGCCUUCAUCGACACACUCCAACCGCCUCUCCUCUCCCACUCCCACUGAAGCUUCCUCACCUUUCCCAACCUCCACUCUUCUUCCUUCCUUUCUCCCCCCCUGCCGUUCGCUCUCCCGUUACUACUGGGCCCCGCCCCGCCACGCCCCCAGUGCGGCGUACAUCCAAGCACUGGUGGGGUGCUGCCUCUCGCGCUCCUCCGCUGCUGCUGCUGAGAUCCGAGGCAUCUCAGGCCUCUCCAAGAGUUCGACCACUGACGAUGAAGCUGCUGCUGCUGCCACACCCCCUCUUCACCCCCCCUUCCCCAGCUACCUGAAUUCCCUCUCUCUGAAGUGUCGCGUCGCCUGCUGGCUGGCGCCGGCUACUAGCGCUCCCCUCACGGGCCAGGACGCACGUCUUCCAAUUCCACUUCCAUCAGCUGAUGACGCUGCUGCCGCUUCCUUCCCCCACUUUCACCCGUGGCUCCCCUCCCUCCCUCCCGCGUUCUCCCUUUUACUCCCCUACUUGGAUUCUCUGCCUCUGGAGCGGCGGUUGCUAGCCCUCCUCUCACGUGCCAAGACACACAUCUUCCAGUUCGACCGGCUGAUGAAUCUGCUGCCAGCAGGCACGCAGCAGCAGCAGGUGCUGGCGCUGCUGCAGCACAAGGCGCUGCUGGUGCAGGGCUGCUGGGUGGCGCCCAGCUCCAUGCGCUUCCCCGUGGCCCCACCUGGCUGCUGGGUGGCGCCCAGCUCAAUGCGCUGCCCCGUGGGCCCCACCUGUGUGCUGCGAGACCUGCUGCUGCUGCUAUUCACCAAGCACCGCGUCAUUCGCCAGGAGCAUGUCGCGCACCUCAAGGUACCCAAGGAGUUAUUGAGGGAGUUACUCCUAUCCAUAGGCAUUCUCAGGGGGGCCAUUCCACUCACUCCAUCCGAUGCCCUGUCUCUUUACCCACUUCCACCCACCUGCACCUACGUCUACCUGUCUCUACAUUCCCUAACCCACCUCUACUCCUUCACAUUCCAGGUACCCAAGGAGCUACUGAGGGAGUUAUUACUGUCCAUUGGCAUUCCCAGGGGGCCCAACACAGGCUGGGAGUUUGCCGAACCAACAGACCAGGCCUUCCUCGACUCCCACCCCGCCAUAGCUAAGGAGCAGCUUCGGCGCUGGAUGGCCGCCGAGCCUGCGAUCCUCCGAGCCUCUCGCGCCCUCUCCCUGGCCUCCAUGGCUGACGUGGCAGCAGCUUCGGCAGCUGCUGCUGCGGCCAAGGCUGCUGCUGGUGGGGGAGGGGGAGGUAGGGGCGGGGGAGGCAGGGCCGGGCCUGGGGGAGGCUUGGGAGCGCCCAAGGCUGGUCUGGCAGGCCGUGGGGCAGGUUUGGCAGGACGAGGGGCGGGAUUGGCGGGGCGAGGAGCAGGUCUGGGAAGAGGUUCGGGCGGUCCGAGCCUGCAGGCUGGUGCUGUGGCAGGGACGGCAGGUGCAGCAGCGUGUGCAGUAGUAGCUGCAGCAGCAGGGGGGGGGGGAGCAGGAGCAGCAGGAGGCACAGUGGGGGCGGUGGGGCAGAGCUUGAGCGCUGAAACACGGGAGGCACUUCCCGGUGCUCUACGGAAGAUAUUCGCCCAGCACCACGUGUGCAGGUAG
Molecule: messenger RNA, 2943 nt
Organism: Closterium sp. NIES-65
Lineage: Eukaryota; Viridiplantae; Streptophyta; Zygnematophyceae; Desmidiales; Closteriaceae
Source: the annotation of a GenBank genome assembly